Pecten maximus is the source of this 3002-nucleotide messenger RNA. RefSeq names its product protein rpi-1-like. The record is from RefSeq and is a predicted model, not a curated record. The transcript has 3 exons. Gene Ontology annotation, biological process: intracellular signal transduction. The coding region runs from base 56 to 1675 and encodes 539 amino acids. Lineage: Eukaryota; Metazoa; Mollusca; Bivalvia; Pectinida; Pectinidae.
UAUUCAUACUUAGCCAGCGAGUGACCAGCGUUGAGUACGUAUACUGACCACAUACAUGUCCGGAGUCGCGAACGACCUGGAGUACUCACUCGACCACGAAUCGCCGUAUACGGACGAUAAGAAAGACAGAAAGAUGAAGGGAGAGACUCGUUACCAGCAGAGAGCGGUAAGUUUUGACGAAUCUCCCGGCAGUGACAGUGAUGAAUACAUCCAGCAGCCCAAGAUUCGAAAUCAGUCGAACACCAAACAGGCGCCCACGCGCCGUUCCCAGCCAGCGCCAUACGCCAGCGCGCGAUACGAGAGGUAUGAGGGAGACCCGCCCACACUACAAGAUCGCGAGAUGAAAGGGCGCGCUGUCCUCGUCAGGUUCUUUAAAGACGACGAUCGUUUACACAGAGGAGUGACUGUCUCCAUCAACGAUCGUCAAUUUAAGUCGAUAGAGUCCCUGUAUGAAUAUCUCAACGAUAAAAUAGACACUAAAAAGGGAGUUCGACAUAUUUUCAAUUUCAAAACCAAGAAAGAAGUGAAGACUGUCAAAGAACUGGAGCGAGGUGACGUCUGCAUCGUCUCAAGCUCCACACGUUUCAAAAAAGAUGUGAUCAUGUACCAUUUAUUGAUGGAUCAGCCGAUCAGCCCUACCAAGAGCCUCAUCACCAACAGUCACAGGUCAUCACGUGACCAGGGUAGACACGAGCGUGCGCAGAUCAACGACGGAAACACGAGAACUCCGAACUCCACGGCGCCCGGUAAACAAGUCACAUUCACCAUAGUCAGUAACACUGAUCGGUACAGUAAGGAGAAAAUGAUCUUGAAUCCCAACACAUCACAGCCAUUCGAACAACUUGUCGAGGACAUGGGAACCAUGCUUCAGCUAAAAUACCCACCAGCAACCGGAAUCUUCUCCACCAGGAAACCCUACCAACAGAUCUAUAGUUUCUCCCAGCUUAACAGAGAGGUCAAGGUCAAUGACUGUUUCCUCGUCUGCGGGAAGGAGAGAUUCCCGGAGGAACUCGGAGUAACCGACACUAAUGACGAAAGCUUGUCAGAACCGGAACCCGAACCUGCCCGGAAAAAUAAGAAAGGGCCACCCGCUAACAAAAUAUCCCCCUUAAAACGGCGGAACGACCCGUCCACUGAAAUGAAUCAAAAAGAAAACAUGAGUCCACCGGAACGUGGCAGAGCAGGCAAGGAAAUUAAGAAGGGCAACAAGACACCAAGGUUCGAAGCUGAACCACGCCGGCAACCGACAAAGGGAAACAAAACAUCUCGAUACGGAGAGGAACACGAUUAUACCAGUAAUUCAAAGUAUGACGCCGAUGAAAGUAAGAAGUUGGUACGAACGUCGCGUCACCAAGAUCCACCACCGCCAAGAAAGACCAACAAGCCAUCGCCGCGAUACGAAGACUCUGACCAGAGGAAGCCAAACAGAAACGGCCAACAACAGCAUCAACCGGAAUAUGGACGGCCGAAUGGACACGCAAGGUUCGAAGAGGAGGAAGAGGAGGAGGAUAAUGAGUAUGACCGGUCACGUGGUAGCGAUCCGAGGGACGACGAUAUUGGAAGGGAGCAAAAUGGUGAACCUAACAGUGAUGAGGAUGAAGAGGAUGAUGACGAUGAUUAUCCGCAAACGUCACGAACCAGGAAACCGGAAAGGAUGGAGACGCCCGAAUAUUGAUAUCAUGACAUGUCGUCCUGAUGUCAAUGUACAACAUGACAGAUUUUACCGUGACGUCAUAUAAUCAAAUGACCAAUUAAAAAAUCCACUUUGAUUGGCUGCUUGAUUGAUACAGCUGACCAAUCACCGAUGGCAUUCCCAAAAUUUCCCGUACACGGACGGUGAUUGGUCAGCUGUAUCAUGCCCGGAUGUUAAGACGUCACUCCCCGCUGUGAUAUUAUUGUAUCCAUACAUCUAGAGAUGAAAGAGUGUAAGACUGUUGUAAAUAGGUUAAAACUACUUAUCAACGUCAUUCGAACCUUUAACGAAAGAAAGGUUCCAUAUUGUUUCAUGGCAUAAGUUAUUAUUUUCGAUAGUGAUAAGAUAUCUAAAUUGUCACAGUAAACUUGUAUGAUAAUCAGUUCAUUGUAUUAAUUCAUUUUCAAAAAUAGCUCUUGCAAGAAAAGAAGUAUAAACUUUUACAGGAUUUUAGACAAGGCUGUAAAAAGGACAAUUGAUCAGCGCCGAACUCCUCUCGAGAAGCUUUCGUAGAUAUAUGUGGUUUCAGAAAACAUUUCGUUGAUGGUGGUGAGCUUGCGUGCAAUCAUUUCAAUUUUGUGAGGAGUUUGAAACCGCUGUACUCGUGGUUCAGAUGCGUCAUGACGUCAUGGCGAUUGUGACGUAUACAAAUGUAUAUACACAUGUAUAUCAAUAUGCCAUAUAAUCAAAAUGUCUUUUUUUUUCAUUAAUCAUUUUUCGUGAAAUAAGAUGUACAUAAUCUUUUACCUCUCUCGUUCUUCUGGACGGAGGAAUGAUGUUAAAUUGAGAGGCGAUCGUUGAACCUGGAUGAAAUCUAUACUUGUACCUUUCCACGUUCGAUCAGAAAGCGAGGCCGGCCAAGUUUAUGAAAAGCGAGUACACUAUCCACUGCGCCUCUCCUAUAUAUAUCACUUUAAAGAGCAUUAUAGAUAAGUAAUGCCAAAGAUUUCUAGUCUUUAUUUAUGAACAAGAACGGUAUAUUUGUUGUAUUAUUCACAACAAUCGCAUAAUGUCCAAAUAUUUACAUAUGGUUUGUAUUACUAAUCAAUAAGUCAUUUUUUUUAUUAUUUUUUCACAGGCCUGUCAAAAUUUUAUAAACACUUUCAUUUGGAUUGUGAGCUAACGGACAAAUUUGUAUCGUAUAUUUAUUGUAGUCUAUAUAUAAUUGUAUGUUACUGGAUUAUCGCCCUUUGUUGUUAAUGGCGUACAUUUUUUGUAUCUUUGGAGCGAGAGUGUAUAAAAAUCUGUUGUUGUCGUUGUUACUUUUAUUAUGUUUCAAAACAAUUAAAUGUUUCGUACAGAAAGAAUA